AUGUUCUCAUUAUGCGUCAUUUAUGCGGUAAGAACGCCAAAAUGUGGGGAGAGCUCUUCAGUAGCGGCUGUCGAAUCUACAUUCGACAUUUCAAAAAUACCGAGUAAAGCCACAGCUGCUGGGGAAAUUUCGAGAAAGAGCUGUUUCAGGCAUGUAACUUGGUCAGAAAUCUCAGAAAUUUCGAGAGGCACAGCCGGCACACGACACGUUUUAACUGCCAAACCUAUUGAGAUUGGUAAAACGAAUUCUUCAAAUCUAGCUAUGGAUUGGUCCAAUUUUAUCGUGCUCUGA
This is a messenger RNA of Sclerotinia sclerotiorum 1980 UF-70, 291 nucleotides long. RefSeq lists its product with no specific name. Bases 1 to 291 code for a protein of 96 amino acids. The record is from RefSeq and is a predicted model, not a curated record. The transcript has 2 exons. Lineage: Eukaryota; Fungi; Ascomycota; Leotiomycetes; Helotiales; Sclerotiniaceae.